Molecule: messenger RNA, 5701 nt
Organism: Rhineura floridana
Lineage: Eukaryota; Metazoa; Chordata; Lepidosauria; Squamata; Rhineuridae
Gene: PPP1R3G
Product: protein phosphatase 1 regulatory subunit 3G
Exons: 1
Coding region: 367-1452 (361 amino acids)
Biological process (GO): regulation of glycogen biosynthetic process
Cellular component (GO): protein phosphatase type 1 complex
Molecular function (GO): protein phosphatase 1 binding; glycogen binding
Source: RefSeq, a predicted model, not a curated record
CUUGCAGGAGACGAGCUGAUUUGGGGCACUUUGGACGCACCCUAGUCCUAGAUUCUAAGGGGGGGCUACCUUCCAUUAUUCUUUACACCCCAGCCGAAGGAAGGGGUCAUGCAUGCACACGCGCCCUCCCCAAAUCGUGAGAGAAGCAGCUACGUGCUUUUUAGCCUGUGGCAAAUGUCUUUUCUUACGGGUUCCUGUGGGAGGUCCCGCCCCGCCCCAUUUUCCCCCGGGGGAGGGAGCAUAGGAGGCAGGGAAAGGGGGCGCGCCCCCUUCCCCCAGCGCGCAACGGGGUUUUGUUAGGUGCCAGACAAUAAGAUAAAAAUGACUCUGUAUUGAAAACAAGCAGAGACCCCGACGGGAACUCGGAUGGAAGUUAGAAGGGUCAGGACCGGGCUCUGUGCGCCCACUGAGGAGUCGCGUCGGCGUCAUGCCAUGGAGAGCCGGGGCUCCGCGGUGCUGGGCUUGGGGCAACUUUUAGCUGCGUUUGGAGAGCGCCAGCAGCAAGGAGAGGCUGCCUCAGUCCCACCAUGGCGAGGGGACAGCGCGGAGGCGGCAGGCAAGUCUGCAGACCCGCAGCGAGACUGCGCGGGGGAAGCCGCCAGGGAGAAGGACCGAGAGGAGGCACUGCUGGAGUUGUGCCGUCUCCGCGGGCGCUCUCUCUCGCUGCCCGCCAGCCCGACUUUGGCGGCCGCGCGACUUUUCCCUCGGAGCCGAAUCGAGGGGGACAGCGAUGAGGGUGACGACGGAGGGACGUCGGUGGUGGGUGGCAGCAGCUGCUGCACAAAGUGUAAGAAGCGGGUGCAAUUCGCCGACUCACUGGGAUUGUGCCUGGCCAGCGUGAAACACUUCAGCGCCGCUGAAGACCCUCAAGUGCCGCCCGCCGUCCUCUCCCGCCUGCAGAGCUUCCCCAUGCGCCAGAGAGACCUCGAGGAGUUUAGCGCCGCCCUAGCGGAACUCAGCGGUUGCGCCGCGCCUCCCUUUCCACGCCCUCUGCAAUUGCCUCAGGCGCUCCAGCUGGUGCCCCAGUUCGAGGGGACGGGAAAGGAGCCCGCCGUCGAGCGUCUGCAGCGACAGCGCGUGUGUCUGGAGGAGGCGACGGGCACGGCUCUGGCCGGGGCUCCCGCGGACGUGCGUGGCGUAGUGAGAGUGCUGAAGUGCCCUGGCCCCAAGGAAGUGACGGUGCGCUACACUUUCAACGAGUGGCUCUCCUUUCUGGACACCGCCGCGGUACCGUUGCUGCAGCCCCAGCAUGAGGAUCCCCCGGAUCCCGCCAGCCCUGUCGAACGCUACCAGUUCACCCUGUGCCUUCCUCCCGGUCUGCAAGAGGGCACGGCCGUGCAUUUCGCCGUCUGCUACCGCAGCCAGCAGGGCGAAUAUUGGGACAACAAUGGCGGUGCCAAUUAUACCCUCCGCGGGUGUAGCCCGGAGAAGCCCUCAACUCCCCUAUAUUGACACCAGCGAGUCGGACGGCGGCAGCGCUUUGGAUCUACCAGCCCUCGCUCCUUUGCGUGAGAGGCUGGAGCUACUCUCUCCGCGAAGCAAGAAGGCGGCAGUGCCUGCCUCGCCUUACUUAGAGCUCUCCCAACACGGAACCCCGCAGCAUCCAGGGGCGUCCACCAAGCGUUCAGCCUGCCUGUGUGCCUUUCUCCCGUUCCCAGCGGCGCACGCUUUGGAGUGAGGGCAGCCAGCCGUGCCUUUGCACUUUUAUUAGCCUUCUUGCAGACAGCAAGAGCAGCCCGCGACCCAGCCCUGUGGGGGAUACAGUGAGAAGAAAAUGUGAGAAUUAGGGCCCCACAUGUGAGACAAAGAUGUUCUCCUGGACAGCAGUUGUCUGAAUGUUACCUGCUUUCUGCUCCAGGCAAACAGAGAUAUCCCCAGGAUCAGUGGCCAUAAUGGGAUAAUGGAUGUGGACCCCUGUUGUGAAACCUCUGGAUUUUCAUCGUUGUGGGGGAUGUAUUUGCUGCUCCGGAGAGAGUGAAAGGAGUUUGCUCUUUCAGAAGGCUCUGUCACAAUUGGUUUGAAAGCUUGCAAGAAGGGGAAAAAAGCCAUUUCUGACAUGUGCCUUCCAUUAUUCCUUAUGGGAAAUGACCUCUAAAGGCCUAGAAGAAUGCAGGAAAACUGCAGAACGCCCACUUAGAACUGAGCAGAUAGAGCUAUUCUGGAUUUUUUUAAAAAAUGUGGUUCUUCCCCCACUUCCAACUUGAGUAGUUUGCCUUUUGGACAACAGUGCUUUCUUUACACUAACAGACAGAAUUAUUGUGAAUGUUUUUGAUUGCACUGUGUAGGACUAGAGGCACUCAUUCUUCCAGCUAAGGGAUAAACUGCUCUCAUUUGUGUAACAGAGAUGGAGAAGUACCUUGGCAGAAAUUUUUGAAGAAAUUGGACAGGGGCUUGAGGAAAUGCUGUUUUUGUUUGUUUGUUUGAUAAGGGGAUUUUUUUGCCUACCUGUUUGUUGUUUUGCUUGCACUGGGGCAUUUAGUCUUGACUCCAGUCACACAGGACUGCGCAUGAUGUUAAGAAAUACUAACUAAAGCAUAGCACGUGUGAGCUUCAGGGUCUGCCGGUAUGAUCUCUGUGUGUACUACACAAUUCACAUUGGGAUGUAAUAGCCGUUGAGAAUUGGCUGGAAAGUUCCGUGUCGGCCGAAGGUGGCCGAAUGAAAAGGAGGGCAAGGCUCCAGAACUUGCAGUAAUGGCACAGAAGAGGGAAUUCCAACAGGUUCAAGUUUUCCUGCUGAAACUCAAUAUUCUCCAUAACUGUUGGAAGUUCUGGAGCUCUGCCCUUCUUUGCAUCUGAUCAUCCUACUUGUGGUGGCUCCCUGCUUCUGACUGGAUUGUAGCCACUGCCAACACACAGGAUUAAGCUUUGUGCAAACUGUAAACACAUAUUUUGUGCAAAAGUUGAUACGUGCCUUUGGUGGUGGCUGCAGGCAUAUAGCUGUCCAUAAGGAGUGAGACACACAAGCAGAUUUUUAAAAAAAACAUCCCUAGCUGGACUACUACAUAGCUGUCAUGUGGAUAAUCCUUAGUGUGUGCAGAUUGACUACUUAGUGCUUUAAAGUGUAAGGUCACUCAGUAUUCCUGAUGCUUCUUUGAGAUGACAUUAUUGUGACAAUAGCUGAUGACAGAGCAGGUACCAUCUUUCUCUGGGUACCUCACCUCUGGUAGUAGAUGCUUUAUUUUGACUGAAUGCACUUUUACAACCUCCCCCUUUUUUUAGCUAGCUGCAACCUUGACAGAACUCACCCUCUAGGGUUUUUAGUAAGAGCAAUUAUUCUGGGAAAUUAGCUGCUAAACAGGUUUCUGAAGGAACUAUUGGUGUCUUUGGAACUAGGUUGACUGAAAUGUCUGCUGAAUUAGACCUUUAAAAGCCUGUCUAGCAGUCAUUUUGUGUUAAGGGCUCCCCUCCAGUCAUGAGAAGUAGUCUGAUGACUAAAAGUGACAAUAAUUGAUUUGCCUUUCAAGGACGAAGUUUUAGAUAUCUAUGUUAUUUCUUAAAAUCUGUGCUAUUUCUUACAAUAUUCACUUUUUAAAAACUUGGAAUGGUAGGUUCUUUUUUAUUUGGAGUUUUGAGAAAUUAAUGCUAUGGCCCUAUCACCUGUUGCCACCUAGAACUGUGUUAUAGGUUGACAUCCUUAUAAAGGGAGAACAAAUGUGUCAGAUGUGACUAAUAGGUCAGUAGUAGUCACCUGCUAUUUAUCUUAAGGGAGCCUGAUGAAUAUAUGAAUGCAGUUGAUUGGCAUACCCACUUAGAAGGUGAAGAGAGUUGCAAGCAAGGAUAAACUUUGCAGAGCUGGGUUGUAUGCCUCACUUUGUGCAGUGUAGCAUCCUGUGACUACAUCUUACAUAAGCAUUGCCUUACAGUUUGCUUUAGGAAUGAGUUUCUAGGAGACAGAGGGCCUCUUAACAUUGUAAGAGAAAUGAUAUUUGUGGUGUGUCCACUGUAAUGGAUAUAGUAUACAGUUAACACCAUGACAUUUCAGAGUUUAUAAACAUAAUUCUAGAAGUCGUUGCUGGGUAUGGCUGCCAAGCACACACACAUUGCAUGCUUACAGGCCCUUGCUCGUCUGUAUGUUUUAUGGCAUCCCUGCAGCGGUGCUUGUUUCUACACUGCUCUUCUCUGCUUGUGUGUAGCAGCUGAGAAUUUCUUAGCUGUGUGUUGGUGCAUUGGCUAUGUAGAAUAUAAUCUUUCUGGACUUAAUAUAACUUUUUAAAAAUAAUAAUUUGGAUAUUGUUUGGAAAUCUCAUGAUGCUCCUAAAGAGUUAAAUGGCUUCUUCUUUUUGAAGCAGAGAGGCUGACUGAAUCCUACUGUAACCUUGGACUCUGCUACUGAAAACUGUUUGGGACAAAAAGUUAAAAUGUAGUUGUUAAAGGACCAAUGGGACAAAACAUGGGUGUGGGUGUGUCUGUGUAUAUACACCAAGGGCAACGCUGCUUUAUACUGCUUUCAUUGUUCUUUAAAAACAUUGUCUUUUCCCAACCAGAGUAGUAGUUUUCUCACCAUUAGAACCCAUUCUGGUUUCCUUUUUGAAAAAUGAUAUAUUGCAAAUGUAGAAAAACCCCCCGCAGUUUUUCUGUUUUUCUUUUAAAAUUAGUUUCCAAAAUGUUUUAAAUAAAUGUAGCCAAUGAAUAAGCAAGCAUAAGUAUUUUAAAUCUUCUUGACACUACCUAUUCUUUUUACUUGGAUAAAAACUGAUACUAUGCCAAAGAGCCAGUAGUGAGUCAUAAUGUGUUCCACAUAAACUUUGUUGCCACUACUACCUUAAGUGGUAAAGAUACUGUCUUAUUUGGAGGGGAGGCCAAUUCACAUUUCCCCAUGGAAUAAUUUUUAUAUACCUGAGAGCCAGCAGAAAACAUAGGGGUGUGUGUGUGUGUUUAGGAAAUGUAACAGAACAGUUUAAAUACCUAGCGCUUGAAUAAGCACUUUAAGAAAUGUAACAUUAGGUAUACUUCUUACCAACCCAGGUGACUCUUUUCUCUUAAACAUUUCCCCCCCAUGAACAAAAUAAAAAAGUUUAGUUUUUGCCUGGGACGUUCAGAGGGAAUGAACAGAGCUGAUGCCUGAUAUAUCAGCUGCAUGCUGUCUUCACAUACAGCAGGCAAGGAGCAGAUCUCUAGAAUGUUAUAUAUUCUGGCAAAAACUGCCAAGAACUGGUUUUGCCAGAAUAUAGAGUUCCUCCUGUACUUACUAUGAAUAAACUUGUUGAAACAGUAUUCAGAUGAUACAGAGUGUCCUGAGAUACCUGGAUUGUGCACAGUACUCUAAAUAUACGGACUUCAUUCUCUUUGUAAAUGAUCCCUGUCUCCUUCCAGAGGAAUGUCAGAUAUGCUUCUGUAUAGUGCCUUUAAAGGAAUAUGGAGAAGGAUGAGUUGGGCGGGUGAGGCUUUUGUUAGAUGUGCUGUAGGAAUUCCCUCAGUUGCUUUUAAUAAGCAAGCGUUUUAAACCUUUAUGAAUAAAAAUAUACUUCCCUGUGAGUUAAUGAGGCUCCCUGUCUGCUACACAUGACUAGAACAGGUUUCUCUUCAAUGUAAUCUUUCUGUGCAUGUCUUUUCAACAUACUGAGCAAACAUAACCAGAUUGUAGUGGAGGAGAGGGGAUUUCAAGUGCCAAAACCCCUUAUUCAAUAAAGGUUGGGUUGGCAGCCUUAAAUGUUUCUUGUAACUAGAACUCAAAUUAAGUAAAUUACUCAAAUUAAGUAAA